AUGCCCGGUUCGAGCAACGUUUUGGGACUUAUUGGUCCAAAGAGAAACACUAGAAUAGCCCAAAGCAAAAAUCCGAAGAAAAACCCUAAAAUACCUCAAACCAAAAAUACAAAGAAAAGCCCUAGAACAUUCCAAACUAAAAAUCCAAAGGAAAACCCUAGAAUACCCCAAACCAAAAAGACGAAGGAAGACCCUAGAAUACCUGAAAGCAAAAAUCCGAAGGAAAACCCUAGAAUAGCCCAAACCAAAAAUACAAAGAAAAACCCUAGAACACUCCAGACUAAAAAUCCGAAGGAAAACCCUAGAAUACCCCAAACCAAAAAUACAAAGAAAAACCCUAGAACACUCCAGACUAAAAAUCCGAAGGAAAACCCUAGAAUACCCCAAACCAAAAAGACAAAGGAAGACCCUAGAAUACCUCAAAGCAAAAAUCCAAAGAAAACACCUAGAAUACCCCAAACCUAA
Molecule: messenger RNA, 465 nt
Organism: Eufriesea mexicana
Lineage: Eukaryota; Metazoa; Arthropoda; Insecta; Hymenoptera; Apidae
Product: circumsporozoite protein-like
Exons: 2
Coding region: 1-465 (154 amino acids)
Source: RefSeq, a predicted model, not a curated record